AGGUUAUCCGGGCAGGUCAAAUGUCAGCUCAGUCCAUAUGUUUCCUGGUUUUCGGUUGAUUUCGAGUGCAGUUCCCUUUCGUGUUUACGUUUCGAAAGAUCGAAGCAAUUAAAUUCCGGAUAGUUCAUCAUUAUCAUCAUCAUCAUAGCAUGGUAUGCGCGCAGCUGUUAACGAUUAUGGCUGCGCGCGUCGAUACGUGUGCUGCGUAAGACUUUGACAUUUAUCCAUAUGAGAGACAGACAGACAGACAUAAAGAAACAGCCAGGAACAGAAAGGAACCCGUGAGCUGCUCGAGGAGCGGACAGUUUUUGUUUUAUUUUAGUUUAUUUGUCGGCCAGCUCAGAUGGCAGGACUCUCACCUUCCGAGAGGAGAUUGCAGAAGGAGCUUAUGUCUCUCAUGAAGGAGCCCCCACCUGGGGUAGUAGUUGAUGUAGACCUUGCAGAGCAGAAUAUACUGCAAUGGAUCAUACAAAUGGAGGGUGUGUCUGGCACAUUGUAUGAGGGGGAACAGUUUCAGCUCCAAUUCAAAUUCUCCCGAAAGUACCCAUUCGACUCACCAGAGGUGACUUUUAUUGGCGCUAAUAUACCAGUGCAUCCACAUGUCUAUAGCAAUGGACACAUCUGUCUGUCAAUUUUAACGGAUGACUGGUCUCCAGCUCUUUCUGUACAAUCCGUAUGUCUUUCCAUCGUAUCUAUGCUCAGUAGCUGUAAAGAGAAGAAGAGGCCUCCCGACAAUGCGUUCUAUGUGAAAACGUGCAACAAGAACCCAAAGAAAACAAAAUGGUGGUAUCACGAUGAUUCCGUGUAAUGACGAUGUUAAUUUGAAUAGUACGUCCUAACCGCCACCUAUCUUCCCCCCAACCCCCUCACCAUAACUCCUACUCCUCUAUUCUUUUUACGUUAUGUGAUUUAUUUAUAGAAUUCCAAAUUUAGUUCGUUUUCUUUUUCGAUUAAAUUUAUUUUAUU
Nicrophorus vespilloides is the source of this 966-nucleotide messenger RNA. Its product is annotated as ubiquitin-conjugating enzyme E2 W. The coding region runs from base 344 to 808 and encodes 154 amino acids. The record is from RefSeq and is a predicted model, not a curated record. NCBI's taxonomy places the organism in Eukaryota, Metazoa, Arthropoda, Insecta, Coleoptera, Silphidae. The transcript has 6 exons.